This is a messenger RNA of Bombina bombina (fire-bellied toad), 1956 nucleotides long. Its product is annotated as carotenoid-cleaving dioxygenase, mitochondrial. The coding region runs from base 66 to 1745 and encodes 559 amino acids. Gene Ontology annotation, cellular component: mitochondrion. The transcript is spliced from 12 exons. The record is from RefSeq and is a predicted model, not a curated record. Lineage: Eukaryota; Metazoa; Chordata; Amphibia; Anura; Bombinatoridae. Gene Ontology annotation, molecular function: carotenoid dioxygenase activity; beta-carotene 15,15'-dioxygenase activity. Gene Ontology annotation, biological process: carotene catabolic process; retinal metabolic process.
GAGAGAAAUAAUACAAUUGAGUACAGAGUCCUCAGCUCAGUGUGUUGCAGACACAGAACUACAAGAUGAGGGUUGUGGGCAUUGGGGUGCUGACCAGGCAGGCAGGGGCUGCAGUUUUCAGAAAAAGCUUUAGCUGUGAGAGGUUACACUUUUCAUCUCAAGCAGGUGUGGAAUGUAUUGCCCCGUUGUUUCAGACCGUAACAGAAAGCCCGCAGCCUAUCCCAACUCAAGUCACCGGGACAAUUCCAAAAUGGAUCAAAGGCAGCUUGUUGCGGAAUGGACCAGGGAGAUUUGAGUUUGGAAAUGACAACUAUAACCACUGGUUUGAUGGCAUGGCUCUAAUGCACAAGUUCAGGAUUGAGGAUGGAUCUGUUACCUACAUGAGCAAAUUCCUAGAGAGUGACUCUUACAACGCUAACAAAAGUUCCAACCGGAUUUUGGCUUCAGAAUUUGGGACCCUUGCAAUGCCAGACCCCUGCAAGUCUUUGUACGGACGUUUCAAAUCCAACUUUGAAAUAACGUCAACUGACAACUGCAAUGUUAAUUACGUACUGUACAAGGGGGAUUAUUACGUCAGUACGGAAACUAAUUUUAUGCGUAAGGUGGACCCAGAGGAGCUGGACACUUUGGAGAAGGUCGACUGGAGCAAAUUUAUUGCCGUUAAUGGUGCAACUGCUCAUCCUCACUAUGACCCUGAUGGGACGUCAUACAACAUGGGGAAUUCCUAUGGUAAACAAGGCACUAAAUAUAACAUAAUAAGGGUCCCUGCACAGAAGUCCAGUUCCGGGGAGACCUUAGAGGGAGCGCAGGUUAUCUGUUCUAUAGUACCAGAAAAUAACAUGAGACCCUCCUAUUAUCACAGCUUUGGAAUGACUGAGAAUUAUGUAAUAUUUGUAGAACAACCUCUGAAGUUAAACAUUAUGAAGAUCCUCACCAGCAAAUUAAGGGGGAAAUCGUUCUCAGACAGUAUGAGCUGGGAGCCACAGCACAGUACUGUGUUUCACGUGGCGAGUAAGCACACAGGAGAGCUGCACCCAGUGACGUACCACACACAGGCCUUUGCGACCUUUCACCAUAUCAAUGCGUAUGAGGACAAAGGCUGCAUCGUUCUUGACCUUUGCUGCCAGGAUGAUGGGGGAGCUGUGGAGGCUUUUCAGUUGCAAAACCUGCGCCAGUCGGGGCAAGGUCUGAAUGAGCUGUAUAAAAAGGUCCCUAAAGCAUACCCACGCAGGUUUGUUCUCCCGCUUGGUAUCGACACAAAGACUGAACAAGAUCUGAUUAUUAAACCACUGAAUUACACAUCUGCCACAGCAGAGAAGAGAGCUGAUGGAAAGAUAUGGUGCACACAUGAAAAACUCUAUGACGAUUCGCUUGAUUUGUGUGGUUUAGAAUUUCCACAAAUAAAUUAUGCUAAGUACAAUGCCAAGAGGUACCGCUACGUUUACGGAUGUGGGUUUCAGCAUCUGGUUGGCGAUUCUCUGAUGAAAGUGGAUAUAGAAACUAAGAAAGCUAAGGUUUGGAAAGAAGAAGGAUUUUACCCUUCAGAGCCCAUCUUUGUGCCAUAUCCAGAUUCAGCAGAAGAAGAUAGCGGCAUCAUUUUAUCUGCAGUUCUCACACCUAAUAAGAAUAAAAACACAUUCCUCCUUAUUAUCGACGCCAAAGAAUUUAAAGAACUUGGGAGAGCAGAAGUGCCUGUUCAGAUGCCUUACGGAUUCCACGGUAUCUUUGUACCUCAUAAGUCUUAAAGAGAAAAGAAUAGUAAAAAACAUAAUUGUUUCUGAAGGUACUAUUUGUGAAUCACAAAUUAUCAAUAACUGUGAUUUGCAAGUAACUGGUUAAACAAAUGCUGGUUUAUAUCUUCAUAUGCAUUAUAUGCUUUACUUAGCUAUGUAUAUAUACAAGAGAAGAUGUUUUACAUCUUUUUGUAAACCUAAUAAAACACAUUUAUUACAAAUA